Molecule: messenger RNA, 3256 nt
Organism: Oryza sativa Japonica Group (Japanese rice)
Lineage: Eukaryota; Viridiplantae; Streptophyta; Magnoliopsida; Poales; Poaceae
Source: RefSeq, a predicted model, not a curated record
AUGGAGGCCAUGCGGCAAAACAUGGCAUGACUCCAAGACAUGCUUCGCCAAAUGCAAGAACAGCAACAAGCGUACGAAGCGGCAAGGCGAUCCAAGGUUGCUUCGGCACCGAUCCUCCAGUAUUCGGCAGGUUUUGUCCCACCUCAAGUCUAUCCGCAAGUGCAGCCCAAGCCCGCUCCGCCGCAAGUCUUGCAGGCACCAAUGUACUUUGUCGGACAGCCGACAGUGGCAGCAGUGCCCCAAGCCGCGACCCAAGUACAGCCUCAGCCACUUGGCCAGCUGUCGCAAGCCGUAGCAGAAGGGGCUUCGGCUCUGCAGGCACAAUUCCAAGCUUUCCUCCAGCAAAUCAAUCAGCCCCACAACAUUUCGAAUACAGCUCCCUCAACUCGUCCAGAGGGGAAUUCAAGUCAAGGUGCGCUCAGUUGGUUGCCGCCGAACCAGCCGAAUCUGGGGACUUCGCCGUGGAGUCAGGUACCUCAGUGCGACUUUACCAAUACCGCUCAGGCGCAAACCGUUCGGUCGCAAGCACCAACACCAGGCUUCGGAACAAGCCAAGCACCAUCCCAGGUCGCCAUGACGUGGUCGCAGCUAGUUUUCGACCCAUCCAUGGCGGCUCAGCAAGCAUCACCAGUCGGAGCUAGGCAGCCAAACGCCAUGGCUCAAAAUCAUGCGCAAGCCGUAAUUUCACCUUUCGCCACGCCGUACCCACAGCAAGGCACCGCAGGCAGAGCGGGAGGCGAAAAGGGUCUGCCGCUGAGUGGGGGAAUCAAGAAUCGCCCAAUUCCGCCCCAGUUCAAAUUCCUUCCCGUCCCACGCUACUCGGGCGAAACUGACCCGAAGGAGUUCCUAUCCAUCUACGAGUCCGCGAUUGAAGCGGCUCAUGGUGACGAAAAUACCAAGGCAAAGGUAAUUCAUCUCGCUCUUGACGGCAUUGCCCGUUCUUGGUAUUUCAAUUUGCCAGCCAAUAGCAUUUACUCAUGGGAGCAAUUGCGCGAUGUUUUUGUUCUUAACUUUCGAGGCACUUACGAGGAGCCGAAGACGCAGCAACAUCUGCUCGGCAUUCGCCAAAGGCCGGGAGAGUCGAUAAGAGAAUACAUGCGUCGCUUCUCGCAAGCCCGGUGCCAAGUUGAAGACAUAACCGAGGCAUCAGUCAUAAAUGCUGCUUCGGCUGGUCUGCUCGAAGGCGAACUCACAAGGAAAAUCGCCAACAAGGAACCACAAACACUCGAGCACUUGGUUCGCAUCAUUGACGGUUUCGCAAAGAGCGAAGAGGAUUCCAAGCGACGGCAAGCCAUACAAACUGAGUACGAUAAAGCUUCUAUUGCCGCUGCUCAAGCUCAAGCACAAGUUAAAGUUGCUGAACCACCUCCCCUCGCGGUUCGCCAGCCUUAAACGGCGAUCCAAGGACAGCCGCCAAGGCAAGGUCAAGCUCCCAUGACCUGGAGAAAGUUCAGAACCGACCGCGCGGGCAAGGCUGUGAUGGCCGUCGAAGAAGUGCAAGCCCUCCGCAAGGAGUUCGACGCCCAGCAAGCGAGCAACCAUCAACAGCCGGUUCGUAAAAAGGUUCGAAAAGACCUUUACUGUGCCUUUCACGGACGCUCUUCGCAUACCACAGAGCAAUGCCAAAACAUCAGGCAACGUGGCAACGCGCAAGAUACUAGAUCACAGCAAGGAACAACUAUAGAAGCACCUCGCGAAGCAGCCCAAGAACAAACACCCCCGGUCGAACAACGUCAAGACGCGCAGCGAAGGGUAAUCCAAGUGAUUACGAGGGCUGACCCGCCAGGCCAAUUAUCCAAAAGGCAGAAAAAGAUGCACAUCCGAGCGGUCCACAGCAUCACUUCGGCGGGUAAGAGGGCGCCACAGUAUGUGAACCAGCUGAUCUCUUUCGGGCCGGAAGACGCCGAAGGAGUCAUGUUCCCGCAUCAAGAUCCGCUGGUAAUCUCAGCUGAGAUAGCCGGCUUUGAAGUCUGGCGAAUCCUGGUCGAUGGAGGGAGUUCGGCCGACGUUAUCUUCGUCGAAGCAUAUGCUAAGAUGGGGUUGCCAACCCAAGCUCUUACACCAGCACCAGCGUCGAUCCGGGGGUUCGGCGGAGAGGCAGUUCAAGUUCUUGGCCAAGCACUUUUGCUGAUAGCUUUCGGCUCGGGAGAAAACAGACGCGAAGAGCAAGUACUGUUCGACGUCGUUGACAUCCCGUACAACUACAAUGCCAUCCUCGGCCGUGCGACCCUGAACAAGUUCGAAGCCAUUUCCCACCACAACUAUCUCAAGCUCAAGAUGCCCGGCCCAGCGGGAGUGAUAGUGGUUAAGGGGCUUCAGUCUUCGGCCGCGUCAAAAGGCGAUCUAGCCAUAAUCAACAGGGCUGUGCACAAUGUCGAAGCCGAAUUGCACAGCCGGCCGAAACACGUGCCAAAGCCAACCCCGCAUGACAAAAUAGUAAAAGUGCAGAUUGACCAUGCCGACCCCGCAAAGCUCGUAUCACUGGGGGACGGCAUGGGCGAACAAGAAGCUGAGGGCAUCCUAGCGGUGCUCAAAAAGAACAUUGAUAUUUUCGCCUGGAGCUCCGAUGAAGUGGGGGGGUGUUUCGGCAGACCUCAUCAUGCAUCACCUGGCAGUCAAGCCGGAUGCCAAGCCAAGAAAGCAGAAGUUGCGUAAGAUGUCCGCCGAUCGUCAAUAGGCAGCAAAAGCCGUAGUCCAAAAACUACUCAGGGCUGGGGUUAUUCAAGAGAUCGACCACCCAGAGUGGCUGGCGAACCCAGUACUGGUGCGGAAGUCAAACGGCAAAUGACGCAUGUGUGUAGAUUUCACGGACCUGAACAAAGCAUGUCCAAAGGACGAUUUCCCUUUGCCGUGGAUCGAUCAGCUCAUGGAUUCAACAACUGGGCGAGGAUGCCUAGCAUACUAAAUGAUUGACACAAUUCAUGCUAUGUUACUCCUUUCGUCCCAUUUUAAGUAUAGUUGUGAGAGUUUCUGUGUUCAACGUUUAACCUUUCGUCUUAUUUGGAAAACUUACGAAAAAAUUAAAAAAAUAAGUCACACAAACAAUAAAAAAUACUAAUCAUAAAAAAUCAAAUAAGACGGAUGGUCAAACGUUGAAAAAAAAACUCAUAAUUAUACUUAAAAUGAGAUAGAUAGAGUAGUUGUCUUUGGCAGCCUGUAGCUCGGCAGCUUUGUUUUGCAACAGAAUGAGUGUAAGUUGCAUAGAUGAUGCAGGAAUUCUGAAAUGAGCUACUACUCUGUCCCCUAAAAAGACAAA